AUGACUCAGGUGCCUGCUGACUACCUGUCAACCACCAGCUCCUACAACUAUGAGCAGCCCUUUCCCUCUGUGGCUCGGACAAGCGCUGUCACCAAGAUACCCCCAGCCAAAAAAAUAACCUUCUUCAAGAGUGGAGAUCCUCAGUUUGCAGGAGUCAAGAUGGCCAUCAACCAGCGAAGCUUCAAGAGCUUCAAUGCACUCAUGGAUGACCUCUCUCAUCGGGUCCCACUGCCAUUUGGGGUACGGACCAUCACCACCCCACGAGGAAUACAUUGCAUCAGUGAGCUGGACCAGCUGGAGGAUGGAGGAUGCUACCUUUGCUCCGACAAGAAAUAUGUCAAGCCUAUUAGCAUUACUUCUGGGGGAUACAGGCCAGGCCCUCCACGAAACGGUCGUCCCUCCAGUACCUUGAGAAGAGCAGCUCAGGAGGGCAAGCUUGAAGAUUAUUCCACACUUUUGACUCAGCAUGGCCCCAGAAUACCCAAGAAAAUCACUCUAGUUAAGAAUGGAGAAAGUGGUUUUCGACGCUCAAUUAUCUUGAACCGCAGAAAUGCCAGGAGUUUCAAAACGCUCCUGGAUGAGAUUUCAGAGAUCCUGCAAUUCCCAGUGAAGAAGCUCUACACUGUUGAUGGGAAGAAGAUCGACAGCAUGCAGGCUCUGCUUCACUGCCCCAGCGUGCUGGUGUGUGUCGGCCGGGAGCCAUUUAAACCUGUAUCGAUGGAGAAUUUGAGGAAACACUCAGUGGAGAAGCUGCCUGACCUGGCUCCCCGUUCCAAUAGCAACAAUGUCAAUGAAAACAAUGAAAGUAAGAAAACAGUGAACUUUGGACUGAAAACCAAAAAAAGUGUUAUCCAUCCACGGUCAUCAUCAAGCAAUAGGUCAAUGAGAUUUUCUUUAUCAUCAGAAAAGUCAUAUCCUAAUGGUCUCGCUGCCUCACCAGAUAAUGGCGCACCUUUCUCAAACAGUUGCUCGCAUCCAAAACCUGGGGACCUGGUCCAUUCCUUGGUCAAUGACGACAUAGAAAAACGGGUACACGUGAACAAGGAUGGUAGCCUGUCUGUUGAGAUGAAAGUUCGCUUCCGCUUGCUAAAUGAUGAGACUUUGCAAUGGUCCACCCAGAUCAAGAAGUCCAAUCUGAUGAACCAAACACCUUGUGAAGAGUCAGGUGUAGAGGAGGACAGUGGAGUAGACCCCAUACAGAAAAUGAACCCAGAAGCCAGCUCAGAGGCAGAUGAGUCAUUAUAUCCCUGUGAUAUUGAUUCUUACAUGUCAAAACUUGAGGAAUCAGAAUGUGAUGAGGCUCAUUGUCAUAGCUGUGGCAAGAAACACCAGGACUAUGACAUUUGGAAAAAUCCCAUGCACACAUCCCAGAGGGAAGAGCCCAGUGUACGAAGCACCUGGCACACACGGUCGUCAUGCUCCAGCACAUCUUCCCGGAGGAGAGUAGUCCACAAAAAAAAGGCUUCUAUGCGUAGCCUCCACACCACAUCCAGUGAGGAAUUCUCCGAGCACAUUUUGCAAGAGUCCUCAUCCUACUCAGAGACUAUAGAGAACAGAGUGGCAUACCGAUCCAUUAAAAAGUGUAUGUGUCGAAGUGAUUUGUCUACAGGUGUUUCCAGUGGAGAAGACCAGCAAGAACACACUCGGACAAGCACAAGCAAUAGUCAGAGACCUUCAUCCUUAAUGUCACAUUCAAGCUGUGAAAACAAUCUGGAUAUUCAGGAUGCCCCUGAAGACCAUGAGGCCAGCAAAACCAAUUCACAAAAUGAAGAUGAAAAUUGUUUUGAAGUUUCCUCUGUGAAGUGCUUAAAGGAUGAUGUGGAAGAGGUUGAAUGCAACAGAGUUGGGAGUGUCAUGUCAGGGUCAUCUCUGCAGUCCAGACAGAGCAAGAAGAAUGUAUGUGAGGAAACAAGUAGCGUGGGUAGGAGCAUGUCCUCCUCCGGCCUUCAGAAGGCAAAUCAAGAAGAUAACACUAGGUGCUCCACUCCUGCCAACAGUGUGCACAGCAAGUCUAGUAACUGUACUACACCAAGAGCAAAGAGUGAACAGGAUGACCACUCUGAUGACAAUGCAGUGGUCUCUUCCUUCUCCAAAGUAAAAGAUAAAUGCUUGUUGACACAGAUAUCCCAGGAAAGUGAUGAUAGGUGUUCACAAUCAAACAUAUCUCAAUCUUCAAAAUCAAGGCAGAUAAAAAUUAGAAAUCUUCGUGUGAAGAUGUCAAACUCCAGCCAAGCAUCAUUGUCUGAGACUUUGUCAGUAUGUAGUAUGCAUUGCCCUGCGCCACCAAAAGGGAAGCCAAACAGCAAAAAUAUACGGUCAACCAUGCUGAAGCAUUCCUCCAAUAGUACCAUAGGUACUGAGUCAGCGGUGACCACAGGAAAAGAGCAGAAAGAAAUUAUAGAUUCCUCCAAAGCAACUUCCUAUGGGUCUAAAUCAGCUGCAACUGAGGUAAAUGAUCAGAAGAAUGAAGAGAUUGAUGGCUCUUGCAACAGAAAAGUGGAGGAAGAGUUAGAAGGCACGGGCAUGCAGGAGGAAGGCAGUGAUUUAACGCCAUCCGCUCUACCAAAUACAUCUCCAGAAGAAGUUGUGCAAGAAUGGCUGAGUAAAAUCCCUUCAGAAACAUUGCUUAUGAAAUAUGAAAUGGAGGAUGAUGCAGAAGAGGAAUGUGUAGAGGCAACCACUGAGGUAGCAUACUGUACAAAUGCUGAGGAAAUCUCAGAGGAUGAAAAAGCUGAGAAAAAGAAUGUGGAGGAGGCUGAAAACGAGACAAAGGAUGAAGUGAGAAAAGAGACAGCAGAAGUCACUGCUAUUAAUGAAGAGGCUGAAGAAUGCGUGAAUCAGGAACAAAUCUCUGAGGUGGUGUCCGAAGCUGCCAAGGCCGACCAGGCAGAAUGCAGCCAGUCAGUUAAAUCCAGCCAAAACAACAACAGAAGAGACCUGCCAACCUCUGUCCAGACUUCUGUCCAGAUCAUGAAGGCCUUGCUCAGUUCAAAACAUGAAACAAAAUUUGACCGAUCAAACAGUUUGCCUGAAGUGUCCCCCACUAUGGGGAGAAAACUGAGUAACUCUGCCAACAUUUUGAUUACUUGUCUUGCCAGUCUCCAACUCCUUGAUGAAGCUUCAGAAGAUCCAUCAGAUAAAUCAAAACCUUUGAAUAAACCGAAGUAUAUGGAGCUGCUAAAUAUUUUUCAAGCCCUGUGCUUUGGAUGCACAGUGGAAAAAAGUGGUCCAAGUUCAGGUCAAGAGGCAAGUGAGCAGGCAAAGACAGCCUCUGGGUUUAAAGCCCAAAAAUCUGUAGAUUACGACUUCACUCCCAUGUCUUCCUCCGGGGUUGAUGUUAGCAGUGGUUUUGGUGGCUCAGGAGAAGAGACUACAGCUGGUGCCAGGGACUGUACUUUAACGGCACAGAAAACUACUGAAUUCAAAUCAGCUGCACAAGUGGAAAAUGUAGAGACUGGAACUGAACUGACUGAGGCUGAGGAGCAAACUAAAGAGGAAAAGCAGUCAUCCCGACCUUCGACAGCCUGCUCAAAAUCAAAAGGUGAGGAAAAAGCACAGUCUACUAGAGAGGACUCUCUAAUUCAGGAGGCAGAAGAGAAUAAGGAGGAUCAGUGCAGUAACUGUGAAAAUGGUCAGGAUGAAGGAAGAGAAAAUGAAAAUGAAGAAAACAGCAAAUCAGCUGAAAAUGGAGAACAAGAAGAAGCUGAAGCUGUGAAUGAUGAACUCCCAAAAGAAAAUCUUGAAGAGAAAGAUGAUCAACUAAUAACUACUGAUGAUACAAAUGUCAAUGAUAUUGACUGUGGGACAGAACUGAAAGCUGAUUUGGAAGAGCAGCUUGAAAAAGAGUCUCCAAAUGACCCAGACCCCAAAAUCGACACGGCCACCAGUGUAGGCACAUCCCUUGUCCAGCAAAACCCAGUGGAUCCUGAUCCAACCUGGGUCCUGAGACUGCUCAAGAAAAUUGAGAAGGAGUUCAUGGCUCACUAUGUCAGUGCCAUGGAUGAGUUCAAAGCCAGGUGGAACCUGCAGAACAACCAGCAGAUAGAUGAAAUGAUACUGGAGCUGAAGGAGGAAGUGAGUAAAAGGAUACAAAAUAGCAUAGAGAAGGAGCUGAGGAAGAUCAAAUCCAGAGCAGGGAAGAAGACACCAAGAUCUCUGGAUGAACCUCUCAAACGCAAGUCAACACUCCAAACUGAGCAAAGGAGACAACAAUUGCAGACUAUGCAUAAACAGUCACUCUUCAGUGACAAGAAUGGAAACCAGAGUAGGCUAGAGGACAUAUCAGACUUAUCAUUUAAUGUAGAUGAAGAUAUAGCAUUUAGUGCAGCUUUUGAGGACAGUAUUAGUAAACAAACAAGUGAGGAGGAAUACUGCCCAUGUGACUCUUGCGCGAGGAAAAAAAUGGCUUCCAAGCCUACACAAAACCCAGUGGUGGCCACCAAUGCCCCAGUCAUGAAAGCAUUUGAUUUACAGCAAAUCCUGAGGUUGAGGAAAAAUGAUAACGAGGAAGCCUGUGUCUCAGAAGCAGCCCAGGACGUCAAAACAAUUCCCAGCAGUUCUGUGGAAGAAGCAGCGGAAAACGGCAAUCCAAAUGAGGAGAAUGAUGAGGGUGAACUUCAGCCAAGUGAAACGGAAGUAGAGGGCAAUGAAGAAAAGGAGCCAGAAUUAAAUGAAGUGGGCAGCUCAACAUUGACCAGAGAUGAAGAAGGACCUGAAAUAUCAGAGAGUCAAAACUGUGAGAUGGAGAAUGAGGAAGCUGAAGAGAAUUCCGAAGCUGAAGAUGAAGCUGACAAUGAAGCUGAGGAAGCAGAGGAGCCAGAGGAUGAGGACAUUGGUGCUGAUGAUGAAGAAGAGACAUCCGAAUGCAGAGGAGAUGCUGAUGGCUCUGGAACUGACAACAAUCCUGAAGGAGAUGCUGCAGAAGGAAGUGAGGAAGCUAAGCAAGAUGAAGCUGAGGCAGUGGAAGAUGGAAAUCCAAAGUCAGAAGAUGAGGCAUGUUCAGCUGAGGAGGAAAACAACGGUGAAGGAGGUGACAUAUAUGAUGAGAAUGAUGAGGAACCUACCAGUGAUGACCCUGACAAGGCACAUGAAAAACACGAAGACAAAGGCAACAACAAGAUUUCUGAGAAAGCCUCAAAGGCCAAAUGCAAAACAAACAGCAAAAGGCUAGAGACUCUGAACAAAGCAGCUGCCUUUUCUUGUUAUUCUUCCAUGGGAAACUUCUCACAGCAAUCCCAGAAGGGGUCUGAAGAUGAAGGUGAAGAGGAAUGCGAAGAUGACAAUGACUCCAUGAACAACCACAGCAAUGGAGAGGUUCAAAGUGGUGAGAGCAGCAAACCCUCACAGAUGUAUCCUGACAGUGAAGAAGAAGAAGAGGACAAAGCAUCUUCGUGCACUGACCCUUUAGGAGAUGAGGACCAGGCAGAUGCUGAAGGUGCAGAUCCAAAGAAGGUUGAACAUACUGAUGAAGUUCAGGCUUCUAAAAAGAAAGAAGACUCUGAUGAGAUUGACCAGGAUGACCUGGACUUCUAG
Messenger RNA from Aptenodytes forsteri (emperor penguin), 5532 nucleotides. It is a transcript of the gene RP1L1, whose product is annotated as retinitis pigmentosa 1 like 1. The transcript is spliced from 5 exons. Lineage: Eukaryota; Metazoa; Chordata; Aves; Sphenisciformes; Spheniscidae. Gene Ontology annotation, cellular component: axoneme. Bases 1 to 5532 code for a protein of 1843 amino acids. The record is from RefSeq and is a predicted model, not a curated record. Gene Ontology annotation, biological process: retina development in camera-type eye; intracellular signal transduction; photoreceptor cell development.